UCUCUACUUAUUCUUCCGUCGCGCCCUACGGUCCCCUGUCGCCAUGGCUUCUCCUUCCUUCCUCCUCUCCCUCUUCGUCGUCGGCCUUUGUCUCUCCGCCGUCGCUGGGGAGAUCGCCGGAGACGGCGAUGAUCUCGUCAUCCGUCAGGUGACGGACGAGCACAUCCUCAACGCCGAGCUCCACUUCUCGGCCUUCGUUCGCCACUAUGGCAAGACCUAUUCCAGCCCGGAGGAGCACGCCUACAGGCUCUCCGUCUUCAAGUCGAACCUCCACCGGGCACGCAGACAUCAGAUGCUCGAUCCUACUGCCGUACACGGCGUGACUCCGUUCUCCGACCUAACAGAGGAGGAGUUUCAGCAAAAGUACCUAGGUCUCCGGUCGCCGAGACCCUUUGGGGGCGUCGGCGGAGCGGUCAAGGCCCCGAUUCUUCCGACGAAUGAUCUCCCCGAGAAUUUCGAUUGGAGGGACCAUGGCGCCGUUACACCGGUCAAGAACCAGGGUUCUUGCGGGUCCUGCUGGACCUUUAGUGCGACCGGAGCAUUGGAAGGAGCUAAUUUUCUAGCGACCGGAAAGCUCGUUAGCCUCAGCGAGCAGCAGCUUGUCGACUGUGAUCACGAGUGUGAUCCAUCGGAAGCAUCAUCUUGUGAUGCUGGGUGCAAUGGUGGACUUAUGACUAAUGCCUUCCAGUAUGCAAUUAAAGCUGGUGGGCUUGAGAGAGAGGAGGACUACCCAUACACUGGAACCGAUCAUGGCACUUGCAAAUUUGACAAGAAUAAGAUUGCUGCGUCAGUCUCCAACUUUAGCGUUGUUUCCGUUGACGAAGAUCAAAUUGCUGCAAAUCUUGUAAAGAAUGGCCCAUUAGCUAUUGGGAUCAAUGCUGUUUUCAUGCAGACCUAUGUUGGAGGAGUUUCAUGCCCCUACAUCUGCAGCAGACGAUUGGACCAUGGGGUGCUUCUUGUAGGAUAUGGAUCUGAAGGCUACGCUCCUAUCCGGCUUAAACCGAAGCCUUUCUGGAUCAUUAAGAACUCAUGGGGAGAAGGAUGGGGAGAGAAAGGAUACUACAAGAUCUGCAGGGGUCGCAAUGUUUGUGGCGUGGACUCUAUGGUUUCUACGGUUGCUGCCAUUCAGGCCAAUUAGAAUUAUUACGGAUUGUUAUUCCGUUAAAAACCCAACUGCUUUAUCUGCUUGGUGUAAAUAACAUGUGUAACUCCGUAUCUCUAUUUUCAUCCAAGAACACCAUUUGUUUGCUAGAUGAAGGGAGUCCCCUCGUGGAUGGUCUACUUGUUCUGAGACUUAAAAGACUUUGAACAGUUUAGUUAUUUUCUUGGAAAGGUAUCAGGAAAUGUAACCAAAUCUUGGUUGCAGUUCAGUGGAAUUUAAAGAUCGUCUGUUCUGCUA
Messenger RNA from Nymphaea colorata (pocket water lily), 1399 nucleotides. Its product is annotated as cysteine protease RD19A-like. The transcript has 4 exons. The coding region runs from base 44 to 1138 and encodes 364 amino acids. Gene Ontology annotation, molecular function: cysteine-type endopeptidase activity. NCBI's taxonomy places the organism in Eukaryota, Viridiplantae, Streptophyta, Magnoliopsida, Nymphaeales, Nymphaeaceae. Gene Ontology annotation, cellular component: lysosome. The record is from RefSeq and is a predicted model, not a curated record.